This is a messenger RNA of Exaiptasia diaphana, 1473 nucleotides long. Its product is annotated as threonine-rich protein. NCBI's taxonomy places the organism in Eukaryota, Metazoa, Cnidaria, Anthozoa, Actiniaria, Aiptasiidae. The record is from RefSeq and is a predicted model, not a curated record. The transcript is spliced from 4 exons. The coding region runs from base 43 to 846 and encodes 267 amino acids.
CUUCUUCAACUGAGAUCAUUCUCUGAUGUUCGCUGUUCAGUCAUGACGUCUCUUAUCGUGCUGGUGGUGUUUCUCGCUGCCUUUCAGUCAGGUUAUGGACUAAAGUGUUACGAAUCACAAUGYAACAUUUUUCCUGGUCAUGAAAAUUGUAGUAAAGAGCUCCAAGAAAAGAUAUGUGGACCAGACCAACUUUGCAUGACGCAAUCCAUGACAAUGAAGGGUUUUGGUAAUACUACUCAAGUCACUCAGAAUUGUACCUUGAAGGCAGAUUGCAAUGAAGCCGUGAUAUCUCAGAGAUGCUCCAGUCUCAAGAAUACAACAACAGCCACUCAUUGURAUAUAGAAUGUUGUAACAGUGACCUGUGCAAUGAAGAAAAAUCUACUUCAAAGUCACCACCAGCAACAACAACAACAACUAAUGCUACUAAAGUUCYAUCUGGAGCAGAUCUUACGUGUUACGUGUGUGAGACAAGCCUGUCGAGGAAUGAAACCAGCAAUACCACAAGCUGUGACGACCCUGCCAAACAGGAAUGCGGAUCAAAGUUGAAUGAUCGAUGUAUCACAAUCACAUCAACUGCUCGAUACCCAAAGACGGGGGCAGUAGUUGAGCUGGAAACGAGGCAAUGUGCGUCUACAAUAGCCAAACAUUGUAGUGAGAUCUGURARACUCUAAACUCGACCGGUAUUUUGCUUACCUGCAAGUCAGACUGUUGUAUUGGUAACUUAUGUAACACACCACAUACCUCGACCACAACAACCCCUCCCAAAGGUGGCCAAUCAGAAAGUGCUAUGAUGAACGUUAUCACCAUAGUAACAGGCAUUCUUGUUGCUUUGCUCGUCAAUUGAAAACUUGUAGUCUGGUGCAGAGUUUGUGAUUUCACUUAACGGUUUGAUCCUGGUUCGCUGAAGAUUUCUAUUGACGACAUUAGCAAGCAAUAUGGAAGAUCUUACUUGUUGUUGACGAUGCCCGGAGAUGUCUAUAGAUAGGAGCUUGCAUUGAUGUACUUUAUCAAUAAACGUUAGCAGCACGCCCUGAGAAACUUGAAGUCGACCUGGCGACGACUUGCACCAACCCUUUYCAAAUUGUUUAGUAUGUUGUUUGCAUGUGUAAAUUUUGGCUCGUUCUGACUGUUUUGUGGUUUCCGCGUUAUAGGAAUAGAGUUAAUAAUCUGGAUACAGAUAAUCAUUAUGAAAUAUUUAACAACAUUUAUGAAAGAAUGGACUCAUUCACAGCAUUAUUGAUGAAAAUAAACAUAAUUMUCCGGCUCUUUGAAUCUUUUUCAUGUUUUUAAUCAUUCAUGUUACUUCCUAUUGAAUCAUGAGGUGAGGAGAAACUUGAUUUUGAAGAAGAGGAGAAGAAAUAUGCUAAUAACGUUUAAUAAUAACGAAAAAAAAGAAGGAAGAAAAGAAAGUGCAUUAUCGAUAUACAAGUCAUCAAACAAGAAAAAUAUAAAGAAAACAAUAAAAUAGGGA